Chondrus crispus (carragheen) is the source of this 1112-nucleotide messenger RNA. RefSeq names its product probable serine/threonine protein phosphatase. The coding region runs from base 1 to 921 and encodes 306 amino acids. NCBI's taxonomy places the organism in Eukaryota, Rhodophyta, Florideophyceae, Gigartinales, Gigartinaceae. Gene Ontology annotation, molecular function: protein serine/threonine phosphatase activity. The transcript has 2 exons. The record is from RefSeq and is a predicted model, not a curated record. Gene Ontology annotation, cellular component: nucleus; cytoplasm. Gene Ontology annotation, biological process: double-strand break repair via homologous recombination; peptidyl-serine dephosphorylation.
AUGACCACCGCCGACCUGGACGGCUGGAUCGAGCAGCUCAAGCGCUGUGAGUAUCUCAACGAGGCCGAGGUCAAGCAGCUCUGCGACCGCGCCCGCGAACUCCUCGUCGACGAGUCCAAUGUCCAGCCGGUUUCCGCCCCCGUCACGAUCGCCGGCGAUAUCCACGGCCAGUUCUACGACUUGCUAGAGCUCCUCAACACGGGCGGCCCCCUCCCGGACGUCCAAUAUCUCUUCAUGGGCGACUUUGUAGACAGGGGAUUCAACUCGGUCGAGACUUUUUUGCUCCUGCUCACCCUCAAAGUCCGCUGGCCUGACCGCGUUACCCUCAUCCGCGGCAACCAUGAAAGCCGCCAGAUCACGCAGGUGUACGGUUUUUACGACGAGUGUCUGCGGAAGUAUGGCAACGCCAACGUGUGGCGGUACUGCACGGAGGUGUUUGAUUUCUUAUCCCUAGGCUCCUUGAUUGACGGCAAGGCGUUCUGCGUCCACGGCGGGCUAUCCCCGAGCAUCAACGCCCUCGACCAAAUUCGCGCCAUCGAUCGCAAGCAGGAGGUCCCGCAUGACGGCGCCAUGUGCGAUUUGCUUUGGAGCGAUCCAGAGCACGUCCCCGGCUGGAACAUGUCUCCGAGAGGCGCCGGCUAUCUUUUCGGAGCCGAUAUUGUCGCUCAGUUCAACCACGUCAACGGGCUCCAACUUAUCGCGCGCGCCCAUCAACUGGUCAUGGAGGGUUACAAGAACAUGUUCAAUGAUACGUUGGUAACUGUGUGGAGCGCUCCAAAUUAUUGCUACCGAUGCGGCAAUGUGGCCGCCAUUUUGACACUGGAUGACAAGUUGGGGAGAUCCUUCAAUGUCUUUAAUGCGGCCCCGCAGGAUGCGAGGAGCGCCACGCUCAAGAAACCAGCGCCGGAGUACUUUUUGUAACUCAUCGAAUCGCUGAAUGGCGCGUUUUGCAAAAUUGCCUCAGGGAACAAGAGGUCGAUAGUUGCCCGUUUAUUUUUUGGGAACCGCCUGUUGGGAAUGGCGGAACGGACGCUUUCUCGUGACUCUUACUACAAACAUUAUUACUACCACUACUCGCUUACUGUAAAAACAUGACAUGGCCACUUUGUACA